Molecule: messenger RNA, 1284 nt
Organism: Beauveria bassiana ARSEF 2860
Lineage: Eukaryota; Fungi; Ascomycota; Sordariomycetes; Hypocreales; Cordycipitaceae
Product: 2-polyprenyl-6-methoxyphenol hydroxylase-like oxidoreductase
Exons: 2
Coding region: 1-1284 (427 amino acids)
Molecular function (GO): FAD binding
Source: RefSeq, a predicted model, not a curated record
AUGGCCAAUAUCCUCAUCGUUGGCUGUGGCAUCGCCGGCUCGGCGCUAGCAAGCUUUCUCCUGCUGGAUGCCAACGACGCGCAGAAAAGGAAGAUGAGAAUCACCAUCCUAGAGCGAGCCUCCGAGCUUCGGCCAUAUGGCCAGAAUAUCGAUGUGCGUGGCUACGGUGUUGAUAUGCUUCGCAAACUCGGAAUUGAAGAUGCAGUACGCGCCUCCACCACUGACGAGGAAGGCGUGCAGCUGGUGGACGCAUACCAUCGCAUUUGGGCGUCCAUCGGCACAGACAAGACGGGGAAAACCCAGACACCCACAAGCGACAUUGAGAUUUUGCGCGGUCGAUUGGCUCAGCUGUGCUGGAAACGAAGCAUGCAGUUGAGCGAUGACUGCAAGGCUAGCGGUGGACACGGCAUCCACUACAUCUUUGGAGAUUGCCUUUCCGAUAUAGAGCAAGCCGGUGACAAGGUGCAUGUUACGUUUGAAAGGAGCGGGCAGAAGCAGGCAUAUGAUAUCGUUGUUGGCGCAGAUGGCUCCAAGAGCCAGACGAGAGCGCUGGCCUGGGGCGCUAAACACGAGGGCAAAGCGGUGCACAGCCUUGGUGUAUACGGUGCGUUCUUUAGCAUACCACGAGAAGACCACGACACGAAAUGGCGCAAAUGGUUGCAUACGACUGGUGGACGAGCUAUCAUGCUCCGACCAGAUGACAGCGGCGUACGCUCCACCAUCUUCAUGACGGUCAUGAAUAACAAGGAUGCGAGGCUACGCGCGGCAGGAGAAGAGCACAAUAGCAUAGAAGAAAAGAAGGCACUGAUGCGGGAAUAUUUCACGGGCACAGGCUGGGAGACGGCUCGAAUCUUGCGGGGAAUGGUGGCAGCGCACGACUUUUACUUUGACGCUCUGGUACAGAUCAAGAUGAACCGGUGGAGCAAAGGGAGAGUGGUGCUUGUUGGUGACGCCGGGUAUUGCGCGUCUCCCAUGUCGGGCAUGGGGACCACGCUUGCUUUCACGGGCGCGUGUAGCCUCGCUGCAGCUAUUCUCAGGUAUACAGACUUGCCUGAGCAGGCUUUUGCAGAGUAUGAAACGAAAAUGCGACCAAUUGUGACAAAGUCGCAGAAACUCGCCCCGGGCAUGCCGCGUAUGAUGCACCCACAGGCACUUUGGGAGCUUGUGCUGCUCCAUGGACUGAUGUUCGUCUUGAAUAGUUUGGGGGUAUUCAAGAUCCUGGGCAUGUUGUUUGGCCCGCCGGCAGAUCAGGUGUCUCUUGAGGAUGCUUUAUCUGUGCGGUAA